AUGCCACCGUUCGCAGGCUCUCUCCUCCAAUCGCAACCAAGAUCAGACUCCAACAUAAUCACCAUCGACGUCGGUGGCCAAAUGUUCCAAACCACUAAACAAACAUUGACCUCAGCUGGCCCUAAAACCUUCUUCUCUAGAAUCUCCCAAACUUGUUCCCCUUUCACACCUUUCAUCGACAGAGACCCUGAAAUCUUCUCUCUCUUCCUCUCUCUCCUCCGCACCGGUAACCUCCCUUCCAAAGCCAAAUCCUUCGACCUCCAUGACCUCAUCGUCGAGUCCCGGUUCUACGGCAUCGAAAAUCUCCUCGUUAAUUCCUUCUCCAAUCCCUCUCAGUUAGAGCCUUUCAAUCUCCAGAAAUCGCUUCACUUGCCGUUAAAUGGAAGAGACUCUCCUUCUGUCAUCGCAACCACCCCUUACGGUUCUCUUCAUGUUUCUCACGGUAGCAAGAUUACAACGUUUGAUUGGUCGCUUCGUCGGAAAUCUACUAUUCUAACGCACUUCACCGCGGUUGAUUCUUUAUUAGCUUUAUCUCCGUCGCUCGCCGCUGCCGGUGCUAAUGACUUCUCCGGCCUGCAGAUUCUCGAUUUGGAAAAGGGUUAUGUUAAGGAGACACUUAAUUGGGAGAACGUGACAAAAUCGGGAUCCACCGUUCAAGCUAUUGGAUCCUCCCCGGAGAAUAUGUUCGUCAGCUUUGAAUCCUCCCGGAGAAACUCGAAUUCUAUAGUUGUUUAUGAUUUGAAUAGCUUGAGGCCCGUAACUGAAAUUGGCCACAAUGAAAUCUACGGCGCCGAUAUUGAUUCGGCCAUCCCGGCGACGAAGUUGCAGUGGAUUGAAAGUCAGAAUCUGUUAAUGGCGUCGGGGUCUCACAGCGGUCCUUCCGGUGUUUCCGGUAAUAUUAGGUUAUGGGACGUUCGCUCCGGCGAUAUUGUGUGGGAGAUUUCCGAGAAAGUUGAUUGUUUUGCCGAUGUAACAGUUUCUGAUUCAUUGUCUGCUAUGUUUAAAGUCGGUGUGAAUUCCGGUGAAGUGUCUUAUUUGGAUUUGAAGAACUUGGGUUCUGAGAAAAACUCAUGGGUUUGUUUAGGUGAUAAGAGAAAAGUACUGAAUGGCAAAAAAGAAGGGUUCGGUUGCAAAAUUGAAACACAAGGGAAUCAAGUGUUUUGCAGUAAAGGCGGCGACGUAGAGCUGUGGUCGGAGAUUAUAAUGGGUUCUUCUAAUGACAGGAUUUUCAAGAAGAAUUUGAUGGGGAGAGGACAAGAUAUUGGAGGUGCUAAGAUUACCAAUUUGGCAUUUGGAGGAAGUAGAAUGUUCUUGACAAGAAAAGAUUUGCAAUGUGUUGAGGUUUGGCAGAGUUCUUCAAGGGAACUUUGA
Lathyrus sativus (Indian pea) is the source of this 1371-nucleotide messenger RNA. NCBI's taxonomy places the organism in Eukaryota, Viridiplantae, Streptophyta, Magnoliopsida, Fabales, Fabaceae. The record is from the annotation of a GenBank genome assembly.